Molecule: messenger RNA, 1817 nt
Organism: Oryzias melastigma (Indian medaka)
Lineage: Eukaryota; Metazoa; Chordata; Actinopteri; Beloniformes; Adrianichthyidae
Gene: abhd13
Product: abhydrolase domain containing 13
Exons: 2
Coding region: 264-1319 (351 amino acids)
Cellular component (GO): membrane
Molecular function (GO): palmitoyl-(protein) hydrolase activity
Source: RefSeq, a predicted model, not a curated record
CCUUCGUCGUCUGCUGUAAAAACACACGGACAACAAAGGCGUCGCACACGUUCGGCUAAACUGUCAUGUAGCUAGCCUUGCCGGUUGUAGAUGCUAGUCAUUUUUCCAUUGGAAUUUUCCAAUAAUACAAAUAUUAUUAGUGUAGAUCUGACUGGCAGCUACUGCAUUGUCUAUGCGCCCAUGUUUAGCACAGAAUACGAGCCGCAGACAGAACAAAAAUGACGCAAAGUGUUUGUGUCCUGUGACUCAGCAUCUGUUCAGCCAUGGAGAAGCCCUGGAGGCUGUGGGGGACAGUUGAGCGCUGCACCCUGACCCUGGUGUCCUGGUCCUGGGGGGCCUGCCGCGUUUCCCUUCUCGCCCUCAUCCUCACCUUCCAUCUCUACGGAGGAUUUUUCCUUCUCGCCCUCAUCCUGGCAUCCGUGGCAGGAAUCCUAUACAAGUUUCAGGAUGUUCUGCUCUACUUCCCUGACCAGCCGUCAUCCUCUCGCCUUUAUGUUCCCAUGCCGACUGGAAUCCCACACGAGAAUGUUUACAUUCGCACCAAGGACGGGGUGAAGCUGAACCUCAUUCUGCUCCGUUACACUGGAGGGGACACUCUUCCUGGAGUCGGCCCCGGUAAUCAAAGCAGCCCUACGUCCUCGGCUCCGCCCACAAUCCUCUACUUUCACGGGAAUGCGGGGAACAUUGGUCACAGGGUGCCGAACGCCCUUCUGAUGCUGGUUAAUCUGAAAGCGAACAUUGUUUUGGUGGAUUAUCGCGGUUAUGGAAAAAGCGAAGGAGAGCCGAGUGAGGAUGGACUAUACCUGGACGCAGAGGCCACUUUAGACUACAUCAUGAGCCGCGCCGACGUGGACAAGACGAAGGUGGUGCUCUUUGGAAGGUCACUGGGGGGAGCUGUCGCGGUGCGCUUGGCGUCAGUCAACCCUCACCGCGUUUCAGCCAUCAUUGUGGAGAACACCUUCCUCAGCAUCCCACACAUGGCGGCGACGCUCUUCUCCUUCCUGCCCAUCCGGCUGCUGCCCCUGUGGUGCUACAGGAAUCAGUUCCUGACUUACCGGCAGGUGGCGCUGUGCCGCAUGCCUUCGCUCUUCGUGUCCGGCUUGUCCGACCAGCUGAUCCCACCGGUUAUGAUGAAACAGCUGUACGAGCUGUCUCCCGCGCGGACUAAACGCCUCGCCAUCUUCCCGGAGGGCACGCAUAACGACACGUGGCAGUGUCAGGGCUACUUUGCUGCUUUGGAGCAGUUCAUGAAAGACCUGCUCAAGAGCCACGCCCACGAGGAGAGCGCCCAGCCUUCGGCCAGCGUCACCAUCAUCUGAACAAACGUGACGAUUGAUCUUUUUUUUUGAAAGAAUGUACAUUUUUUUGAAUUUGGCUUUUUAUUUCCAUCUAAAAUAUGACGCUUAAAUUAAUUCAAUCUUUCAAGGUUUUAAGGAAUAAGAACAGCCUCCAUUUGGAGUACUUUUGCUCCACUUAACGCUUGUAUUUAUGGCCUUUCUGUAUGAAGCUGCAACUCUUUCUCAAAACGUCUCAGAGAUUCUAUUUGCUGAAACAGCCUCUUACAUUCUGAGAUUUAAAGAAAAUUUAUAAUUUCAUAACUUGACUAAAUUAAUCCAAAAUGAACAUGUGAGCAUUCUGUAAAUAGAUAUAUCACUUUGAGACUUUGCACUUUUCUUUUUUUGGUUUAUUCCAAAUGUUUCUGAGCAAUAUUGAGGAGCACACGGAUGUAUAUUUAUUGUUUUUUUCCCCUUUAAUGCCAAACUUUCAGCUGCUCGGCAUAGAAUGAAAAUAAAUGUUUAUUGGAUAAUGUGUUGAAA